Messenger RNA from Mitosporidium daphniae, 1533 nucleotides. RefSeq names its product Ste20-like protein. Gene Ontology annotation, cellular component: cytoplasm. Bases 1 to 1533 code for a protein of 510 amino acids. The transcript has 3 exons. Gene Ontology annotation, molecular function: protein serine/threonine kinase activity; ATP binding. NCBI's taxonomy places the organism in Eukaryota, Fungi, Microsporidia. Gene Ontology annotation, biological process: regulation of MAPK cascade; intracellular signal transduction; protein phosphorylation. The record is from RefSeq and is a predicted model, not a curated record.
AUGGGAAUCAGCUCGAUUAUUGAAGGUCAGGUGUACAUGAAGGAGAGAAGGAGCUUUUUCCGCGAAAACUGGAACAAAAAAUAUCUUGUUCUCAGAGAAUCCACAUUGGGCAUACAUAAGGACAAGAGCGAUACAAAUGCUGUCUUUGUACUGCUCCUAAACGACGUUAUCAAUAUCGAUCGGCGGUCAAAUAGGCCCUAUUGUUUAGAGUUGCAAUUGGCCAGCUUAAAGCGAUCUAUGAUGUUUGCAUUUGAUUCUGAAGAAGAAAUGGUUAAAUGGAUGAACUCUCUAAAAAAGUAUUGUUCAAAGCUGGCGUGUGUCUCUGGUCCCACUUCGUUCCGCCACAACUUGCACAUUGGGUUUGAUCCGAAUACAGGAUCGUUUACGGGGCUCCCAGAGUCAUGGAAGAGAAUGCUGAAGGCCUCGAGCAUUACAAAGGAGGAUAUCGAAUCGAACCCAGAUGUCGUCUUAGAUGUGCUUGAAUUUUAUACAAAAGAGCAACACGCGGAUGCGCAAGCAGGCGUAGAAAAAGAGGAAAAGCCAAAGCCAUCAUCUCCAGAUCUUCAUAUGAAAUCUCCAGGUUCCUCGCCUGAAUUUGACUCGACCCACGAUUCCAUGGUAAAGGUGCCAGUUGCCGACGAGCUCCCAUAUAUGGUUGCUUUAAGGCAAUUGUGCACCCCCGGAAAUCCCGCCGAAAUUUACACAAAAUUAAAGAGGAUUGGCCAGGGUGCUUCUGGAGAAGUUUUUGUCGGCCAAGAGAAAAAAACCGGCGCCCUUGUGGCAAUUAAGCAAAUGGAUAUGAGGUAUCAACAAAAACCCGCGUUGAUUAUAAACGAGAUUUCGAUCCUCAAAGCCUCACACCAUCCAAAUAUUGUCAACUACUUGGACAGUUAUCUGAUGGGGUCCCAGCUUUGGCUUAUCAUUGAAUAUAUGGAAGGAGGGGCCCUUACAGAGCUUCUCGAGUAUCGGGGCAAUUUGGAUGAGCCAGAUAUUGCCACAAUCUCAAAUGAGAUUAUAAAAGGACUUCAUCAUCUCCACUCGCGUUCGAUCAUACAUCGAGAUAUCAAAAGCGACAACAUCCUACUUGGUGCUGGAGGACAGGUGAAAAUCUCUGAUUUUGGAUUUUGUGCAGAACUUUCUGCAGAUCGAAGGAAAAGGGCCACCAUGGUAGGCACGCCCUAUUGGAUGGCGCCUGAAAUAAUCAAGCAAAAGAGGUAUGAUGCAAGUGUGGAUGUCUGGUCACUCGGUAUUAUGAUGAUUGAAAUGAUAGAAGGAGAGCCGCCCUAUCUUUCGGAGGAACCACUAAAGGCGCUCUAUCUGAUUGCUACCAAUGGGAGCCCUACUUUGAGGCACCCUGAGCGAAUGUCUGCCCCGCUGAUACAAUUUGUGGAUUCCUGUUUGAAAGUUAAUGUGGCUACUAGAGCAAAAACCCAGGAUCUUCUUCGUCAUCCAUUUCUCGUAAAAAAUUCACGCGACUCCAAAACGCUGAUCCCUCUUUUUAGCUCAAUAAUUAAAGAAGGCCUAAUUUCAUGA